CAGUGACGGCAGCGCCAGACAGAGGAUCCUGCAGCUGCCGGUCGCUCCAGAGGAAACGCGCUGCAAGUGGCGAGGAAGUUAAACCUGGACUGAGGAGCCCAGCAUUAGCUAAACCACAGAAGGCUGACUGGGCAGGGCACUCUGGCUAAAUGCUGUAUGGACGCUGGCAUAGCCAAAUGUGUCUUUAAUCUGAUGGGAAUAGAGGUGUUUUUUGCUGGUUCAGAAGCAGCAGAUACCACCCAAACCAAGGCAUGAUGAACGCUUCUGUGGGUCCAUCAAGGCUGACUCUCAUCCCCAAUAUUAGCUCAGCCUCCACCAAUAAUGCUGGCCCCCACAGUGGGGCCAAGCCCAAGGCCUGUGAGCAGCUUACCAUCACCACGGAGGUGUUCCUCAGCUUGGGCCUCGUCAGCCUCCUGGCCAACAUCCUGGUUAUCUGCGCCGUCGUCAAGAACCAGAACCUGCACUCUCCCAUGUACCUGUUCGUGUGCAGCCUGGCCGUGGCAGAUAUGCUGGUAAGUGUCUCCAACGCCUUGGAGACCAUCAUCAUGUGCCUCCUCAACAGUGGUCAGCUGGUGGUGAGCGACCACUUCAUCCGGCAGAUGGACAACGUCUUCGACUCCAUGAUCUGCAUCUCCGUCGUGGCCUCCAUGUGCAGCCUGCUGGCCAUCGCCGUGGAUCGCUACGUCACCAUCUUCUACGCCCUGCGCUACCACAACAUCAUGACCGUCCGGCGGGCGACCUUCAUCAUCACCGGCAUCUGGACCUUCUGCACAGGCUGCGGCAUCGUCUUCAUCAUCUACUCUGACAGCACGCCCGUCAUCGUCUGCCUGGUGUCCAUGUUCUUUGCCAUGCUCCUCUUGAUGGCCUCUCUCUACAGUCACAUGUUCAUGCUGGCACGAUCCCACGUCAAGCGCAUCGCCGCCAUGCCUGGCCAGAAUGCCGUCCACCAGCGGACCAGCAUGAAAGGUGCCAUCACGCUCACCAUCCUCCUGGGCAUCUUCAUCGUCUGCUGGUCCCCCUUCUUCCUCCACCUGAUCCUCAUGAUCUCCUGCCCCAGGAACCUCUACUGCAUUUGCUACAUGUCUCACUUCCACAUGUACCUCAUCCUGAUCAUGUGUAACUCCGUCAUCGACCCGCUCAUCUAUGCUUUCCGUAGCCAGGAGAUGAGGAAGACCUUCAAGGAGAUCAUCUGCUGCUACAGCAUGCCCAACAUCUGCAGGCUAUCAAGGUAGUAUUACCAUGCCAUAAAAACACGAGCCAGUGGAUACAGAUGAACCAUCAUACUGCCAUUCAACCAAGGAAAUACUUCACCACGUGUACUAGGUCUGGCUGAAACGUUCCUGUGCUUCCCAGACGUAAUGAACUCAACACACUUAAUGAGCUCAACAUAUUACCCAGUAAUGUUUACAAAGGCGAAGACCUCUUAUGUUAUUGCAUGCAAUCUCUGCAGACCGCUAACCCCUACGAAUGAAACCAUCAUGAAUAAUAAAAAUACAGAUGUUUGUG
Paramormyrops kingsleyae is the source of this 1506-nucleotide messenger RNA. Its product is annotated as melanocortin receptor 5-like. Gene Ontology annotation, biological process: G protein-coupled receptor signaling pathway. Gene Ontology annotation, cellular component: membrane. Lineage: Eukaryota; Metazoa; Chordata; Actinopteri; Osteoglossiformes; Mormyridae. The record is from RefSeq and is a predicted model, not a curated record. Gene Ontology annotation, molecular function: melanocortin receptor activity.